Messenger RNA from Lactuca virosa, 699 nucleotides. The record is from the annotation of a GenBank genome assembly. Lineage: Eukaryota; Viridiplantae; Streptophyta; Magnoliopsida; Asterales; Asteraceae.
AUGGAACAUUUCAAUUUGUGCUCCUCCUCCUCCGAUUCAUCUUCUUCAGACACUUCUCAUUCGCCUCACAAAACCCAGCACUCUACCGAUCUUCAUACGAUCAAGGGCCCAUGGACUAGUGAAGAAGACAAGAUCCUUACUCGACUUGUUGAACGUUCCGGGCCCUGUAACUGGUCGCUUAUCAGUAAGUACAUCAAGGGUCGAUCAGCUAAGUCUUGUAGACUUCGAUGGUGUAAUCAGCUUUGCCCCAAUGUCCACCAUCGCCCCUUUUCUUGCGAUGAAGAUAACACCAUUUUGGUCGCACAUGCCCAGUAUGGGAACAGAUGGGCAACCAUUGCUCGAUUGCUCCCUGGUCGGACUGAUAAUGCAGUGAAGAACCAUUGGAACUCUACGUUGAAGAGACGGCGGUUUGAGAAUCAGGAGGUGGUUGCUGACGGUGGUGAUUUUAAGAUGAGUUUGAACUGUGGUAGUACUAGUUUUUCUACAUCGGGAUCUCCGUCGAAUGUGGGUGCUGCCGCUGCUGAUGAGUAUGAUCCGAUGACUACUUUGUCUCUGGCACCGCCGGGGAUGGGUGUAUGUGAAAGUGAAACGACGGAAGGAUUACCGAAUGAGUUUUGGGAUGUGUUGAGAGAUGUCAUCGCCAGGGAGGUGAGGGAGUAUCUUUCUACUUCCUUCCCCGAGACUUCUGCGUUCCAUUGA